This is a messenger RNA of Cyphellophora attinorum, 2808 nucleotides long. RefSeq lists its product as uncharacterized. NCBI's taxonomy places the organism in Eukaryota, Fungi, Ascomycota, Eurotiomycetes, Chaetothyriales, Cyphellophoraceae. The transcript is spliced from 2 exons. Bases 1 to 2808 code for a protein of 935 amino acids. The record is from RefSeq and is a predicted model, not a curated record.
AUGACGGAAGACGAGAUCGAACGCCUCCUGGCGUUUCCAUAUGACGCGAUGCCUUCGACCACGACCACAGCCAUCAAUGCGCCAGAAAUACCGCUGUUGUCCAUGCCGCCCUUCUGGGCAUCGGUCAGUCCAACCCGCCAGCAGAACGUUGCUCAGCCUCCGGCUCCCGCAGAUGGCCUUUAUGCAGAUCUGACCAGCGCACACGCGGCACAACUUGCUGCUCAGACACUCACCGCUCCGGCGCCUGUUCUUCAUCGCUCGUCGUAUGACUACGCGGCAGGGUUCCAACCCAACGAACAAUUCCUGCAGUCUCUUGCUGGCGGUUCUGGCCAUCACGGGGUUGGUAUGCCCAACUCUGGCUUGACGUUGAUGCCGCCGCCAUUGCAGCAGCACCAGCAGCACGGAAUCACGUUCGGCUAUGGUUGCAUCUUCUGCGGAGCACUCACACCGUACGUCGGGGCAAUGGCCAUAAGCUGGAACUUCCUGGAGGACGCCCGUCCCAGUGCUGAAUACAAUGUAAGGCCUCGAGUAUCUCGAACACAGUCUAUUCAGUCGUCCGCGGCUACUGGUGAAUACUUUUCAGAUUAUGGUUCUGAAGUCUCGAGCAAGCACUCCGACGACAGCAGAGCCAGCUAUGAAACCCCGCCAUCACGAAUAUCGACACCCAUUGUACAACAUCCUACCCAAGUACCUGACAUGACGAUCGGCCACCAAAGGGCAAGUGGUCUGGCGUCCUUUGAGAAUAUGAGUCCUCCGACACCAAAUGCCGACGACGCGCAGUUCAUCCGAUUUGCUAUUGACCAAUUGACUCGCGACGAGGAUGUAUUGGGACGUGGUCGUAACAGCCCGCUUUACGAGAACGUCUCGUCUACUAUCCCACAGCUCUCCCCACAAGUGCCAUACCGACCUGCGCCUAUUGCGGCUCCUCGACCACACACUGCGUUGUCACCGGCAGCACCUUCUUUCCAAGCACCGCGCCGCUUGCAGCAGCAGACGACAUCCGACGAAACAAUGCUGGCAAUCGAACCACCAGAGGGGCAAAGAUGGGGCGACCUUGGCUACAAGCCCCGGCCACUACGUCCCCUCUGGCUCGGGUUAUUCUUGCUGGCAUCCUUAUUAUUCCUUGCCGGGCUCAUCUUCUCGAAUGUUUACGCUUCACGAAAUCAUGGCUUGUACGAUUAUGACGGAUUCACGACACCGAUAUACUUUGUUUUUCAAUACUUACCCCAACUACUGGGCACAUCUUUAAUACUCUGGCUUUUCUCGAUCGAAGCUGCGAUCUAUAGAAGCGCUCCUUAUCUCAGCAUGUCGGACGUUCGAACUCAGGAAUACGUCUUGCAAGACUUCUGCGCAACGCCACGCAACUUUCUACUACCUGAUCUAAGAUGGUUUCGCAUUCGAGAAAAAUGGCUUGGGGCGGCCUUCAUGGUCUUCUGGAUCACGAAUUUUACAAUACCUCUAUUGAGUUGCAUGUAUCAGACGCAGUACGUGACGGACGAUGGACCAGUGCGGUGGAGAUGGACCGCCUCUCAGGCCAUUGGGUGGACACUGGUAGCACUCUACGCGCUCCUUGCGACGGCGAUCGCGUCACUUUUACUGCGUUUCUGGCGUGCGCAGUCAGGUCUGAUGUGGGAUCCAGUCUCCUUGGCGGACCUCUUUGUGCUCUUCUCUCGAAGCAACGUUGCACAGUACUUUGAGAGAACUGAGGUUGCGGAGCAGGUCAGACCUCAUAUACCUGCCAUGUCCUUGAUGCUGGGAUACUGGACCACAUCUCGAACUCCUGACGUCUUCUAUGCCGUUGGCGGUGAUAACGCGCUCCUGAAGAGGAUUUCAGUCGAAGCGAAUCUCACCGAAAAGGAGCCUGGGUCCCAAGAUUCCAGCUUCGAUGUGGAGCGACAACGCUACUCCUACGAUUCCGCCUUCACUCGCAGCAUGCACUCACCAUUUACCCGAUAUCGCCGAAUUCCAUGGUUUUUGCGGGACAUCGCUGUGAUCGCGUGGAUCGUGAGUGCCGCGGGUUUGCUCACUGCCUUUCUGGUGGUAAGCUUUGUCAAUCGUGCGGUUCAGGACGGCUUCAGACCUCUUCUGCCUUCCAUCACGAGCUUGGACGGGUUCUCGUCGUCCAACUUCCUCUACAGCUUCCUGCCAUCCUUACUUGGCAUGAUUCUGUUCCUGCUCUGGCAGCCCAUCGAUGUCUUCUUUCGGUCAGCUCAGCCGUAUGCCAACCUGGCGAGCCCGAGGGGUGCAUCAGCUGAACGCAGCUUGCUUCUAUCUUACCAAGCUAGCUACCCACUGUGGGUGACGGUCGAGGCGAUACUAAACCGAGACUACAAAGUGGCUCUGACCUCCGCUGUGAGUGUCCUCUCCGGUCUCAUUCCUGCUCUCGCCGGCGGCGUAUUCACAGCACAGUUGCUGCAGAGUGGGGACGUGCGCAUGAAGGCCAGUCUACCUGGCUAUUAUGCUCUCUGCGUUUUCCUCUCCAUCUACGCCAUAUCAUUCACGGUGAUCUGGCCCAAGCGGAAGCGCUACCUACCUCACGCAAUCGACACCAUCGCAGAUCAGCUUAGCUAUCUAUACGCAUCGCCAUUAAUGUCAGAGCUGUGGAACGUCCGGACGAAGCCAGACCUCGUGGCACGCUUGGUGGGUACGCCUGCUGGCUUGACUGGAGACUGGCGAGAGAAACGACCAGGAGCUCGUUACGCAUUUGGUGUCUACAUGGGACGCGACGGGAAAGAGCACCUGGGGAUUGAUAGGCUCAGCAGACCAGGUUCUGGAGAGAUGCUGGUUACGACCGGUGUAGCAAGAUGA